GAGCGUCGUUCAGGAGGCAGGAAGUCAAACUUGUCACUAGUGGUUGCGAGUAAAAGUUUCAGACAUAACAGCAGACUUAGCCGUUGGAAGAAUACAAAUCGGACUUCCUUAUUUCUGUCCGUUUUGCAGGCUACCCUCCAGCAAUGGACAAGCUCCGUCGUGUGUUAAGCGGCCAAGAGGAAAAUGAAGAGUUGGGUCUCACUUCACAGGUCCUUGAUGCCAGCACUCUCAGCUACAGCACCAGGGUGAAAUGGUUUGUCAUAUGCUUCGCUGGAGGCAUCCUGUGUUCAAUACUCGGUUCAGCACUGCUCUUCCUUCCAAAUGGUAUGAAGCUUUUCGCCGUCUUCUACACACUAGGGAACAUCGCAGCUCUUGCCAGCACCUGCUUCCUAAUGGGACCACUUAAACAGCUGAAGCGCAUGUUUGAAAAAACAAGACUGAUAGCCACCAUUGUUAUGCUGCUCUGCCUUGUCCUAACUCUUUGUGCAGUGUUUUGGUGGCAUAAAAAAGGGCUGGCUAUCAUCUUCUGUAUCUUGCAGUUUUUGGCAAUGACCUGGUAUAGCAUCUCUUACAUUCCAUUUGCCAGGGAUGCUGUGAUGAAAUGCUUCACAACCUGUGUGACAUAGGACUCCACAGUUUGUGAACACUGGUCCUGAUAUGCAAACUGCAAGAACAGUGCCUCUGUAAAAUAUACAUCCAUGUUGUUUAUAUACCGUAUCUCAAGAUUUUUACUAUGGCUUGUUUCAUACUGUGAAUUCUCGCUUUUUAAGUCUAGCUGAAGGUCUAUAACUAUAAUCAGAUUAUAACACUUCUCUUUUGCUUUUGAUGUGAGAGAAACGCGUGCCUUUAAUGCUUAAUAUAUUUAAAGAUUUUCAUAUGUUUUCUGAGGAUUUUAUACAGUUUAAGUGCAGGGAUAUUAUUUUGACUUUACCAUAAUUUUCAAAACAAGUGCCUUUACAUUGUGUGUGUGUAUAUAUGUAUAUAUGUA
Molecule: messenger RNA, 988 nt
Organism: Centropristis striata (black sea bass)
Lineage: Eukaryota; Metazoa; Chordata; Actinopteri; Perciformes; Serranidae
Gene: sft2d1
Product: SFT2 domain containing 1
Exons: 8
Coding region: 144-626 (160 amino acids)
Biological process (GO): vesicle-mediated transport
Cellular component (GO): membrane
Source: RefSeq, a predicted model, not a curated record